Didymosphaeria variabile is the source of this 1434-nucleotide messenger RNA. RefSeq lists its product as uncharacterized. The record is from RefSeq and is a predicted model, not a curated record. NCBI's taxonomy places the organism in Eukaryota, Fungi, Ascomycota, Dothideomycetes, Pleosporales, Didymosphaeriaceae. The transcript is spliced from 2 exons. Bases 1 to 1434 code for a protein of 477 amino acids.
AUGGCUCCAGUGCGUAUUUCGACGUCCACCAAGAAGAAGGGCAUAAUUCCUGCGUCGUCGAAAGUGCGCAAGCAACAGCAUCCGAAUAACAUGCAGAACAUCAAUAAUCACAUACUAUCUGACCAAGCAUGUAGGGAUACGGUCGAUGCCCUCGAUGACACGACAGCGCAGAACGACUUAUCCAACUCGCCACCCAUUGGGAAAGGGCGAGCACAUCCUUAUGAGUCACCUAGGAAUCCUACCACUUCCCUCUCUCAUGAGGAGUCAGCGAGAAAAUAUGAAGAGCUGGAGUUUUUGGAUGACGCGGAGAUGACAAUCGCUGAUGAUGAUGCUGAUCCAGACAAUGAUUCCAGUGUAAUCAUCAACCUAACACGAGACCCCAAAUCGGAGCCUACACUAGAGAAGAAUCACGUUUUCCCUUUCUUGAAAUUACCCUCCGAGCUACGUAGGCAGAUCUAUCAAGAACUAGUCCCCUGCGGCUAUGACAUAUUCUAUAACCGAAAUCGCUUCAAAAGCAACCCGAUGUGUGUCACAGCAAAAGACAAGGACGGUAAUGUCUACAAACGCUCCGUCUGGAGGCAAGUGGAAGAGCAAUGGAGGAGCAACAAUCGUAGUCGCGCAAUUCUAGUAGAGUUGACCUUUCCACCCGUCGAAUUUAAUAUCUUUCUUGUCAACAAGGUUAUCUGCAACGAAGCGCGCGUAACUCGUGCACCUCCAGCGAUUCUCUACGGCCAAAAUACAUUCAACUUCACCAUCACCUCCGUGCCCAAAAAAUAUGACAAAACAAACGUCUUUGGCCUGUUUGAUGAUCCUACCAGGAAACACCUCUUGCGCGACCUUCGCAUCAUCGCACUGCACGUCGAGGUCAACGACGGCUCUACUCUUGCGAUCAAGCGCCACAAAGAACGUCUCCAGCAAUUUGUGCAAGAGUUGCAAAAAUACUCACAUGACUCGAACAAAAAAUCUCUCCUGGAAAAGCUGAAGGUAGACUGGUUCGCUACGUCCCUCAACAGAAGAGGCCAUCGGUUUCACGUUCCCGGCAUGUCACGAGGCAUGGGCAUGCGUGAUACCGCCAUCCGCUCCUCGCACGAAGCUCAGAGGAAGUAUAUCUUUGGACUCGAGGGCCUGACUGCUCUAAGCGGUGUGGAAGAGGUGGAAAUCACUGGAGCAUACGUGCCGUCGUGGUUCAUUGAAUGUUUGACACGGUGUCUCAGGGGAUGUGCGGAACUCCCUCGACCUAUUGAUUAUCCGGAGAUUCUGGUCAGGAGAAAGAAUAGGGAUAAGGGAAAUGGAGCUAGGAGGACGUAUAGAAUGGUUGAGAUGACUACGAAGAAAUGGUGUGAUCCGUGGCUGAAUUGGACGGAAUUUGCUGAUGCGGAGGGCAUCGAGAUUCCUGAAAUUGAUCGGUUGAGGCUGAUGGGGCUGGGGUGCUAA